UCGGCGUCGGUCUUGUUAUUGAAAUUAAAAGUGCAAUUUUAAUAACGUCAUAAUCAGAAUAGAUUCAGAGAUUGCAGUUCUAUUAGUGCUUAUAACAGUGAGAGAAAUUCAAAAAUGAAGAUUAUAUCAUUUGAAGUGAUUGUAUUAUCAAUGACAAUUAUCUGUAUUACCACGCCCACUUUGGGGCAGUUCGUUGGACGAUUUGAAGAUUCCCAAAGUCGACAGCAGUGCUUGACGCCCGAACACUAUCUAGGGACUUGUGUGGCGCUCAUCGAUUGCCCUCAGGUGACAGAAGUCUACAAUUUUAGAGACGAUCGCGUAGGCACACAAUAUGUGCUCGCCUUGCAUCGCAGUUGUGGAACGCGGAGUGUCAACGGGGAACCAAUUGUCUGUUGUACGAGAUCCACGUCGAAGUCCCAGAUAGAUCCAACCCCAAAUCCAGAUAUAACAAACGUAAUACUAUCACUGACUUCAACAACACCAAGGACACACACAAGUACUGCCGCCAAAAUUAAUAGUUCUAGCUAUUAUAGUCUCUAAGAUCUAUAUAGGCUAGGCUGUGAACCCUGAAGAAGAUUUUUCCUUCUGUAUAGUGACACAAUGUUAUAAUACACUUCUGCAAAAAUAAUCUAGGUAAUAGGAAAGUUAAGCAAAUUCCGAUUCAGAUAAAUAAAUAGGAAAAGACUCCAGGAUGUAGGCAUGUAUCUUGUAAAUAUCUUGAGAUACAAUAA
Drosophila nasuta is the source of this 731-nucleotide messenger RNA. RefSeq lists its product as uncharacterized. Bases 115 to 540 code for a protein of 141 amino acids. NCBI's taxonomy places the organism in Eukaryota, Metazoa, Arthropoda, Insecta, Diptera, Drosophilidae. The transcript is spliced from 3 exons. The record is from RefSeq and is a predicted model, not a curated record.